GACAUUAACAUUCGGAGAAUUUGUGGACGCACCUGACUGUUGGAGACGGUAGACCGGGCCCGGCAUUCUAACACGGACGGGUUUUUCAUAUUUGGCUGACGAUCAGCGUAUAUUGUGGUUAUUCAACUAUCGGGGGAGUGAUAUGAUUUAUCACUGUAAAUAAACCAGGAUGGCAAGUUCAGGAAGGUUGUUAGUUGCGGCUAUAGAUUUUGGCACCACUUAUUCGGGAUACGCAUUUUCGUUCCGACACGAGUUUGAAACUGAUCCCUUGAAGGUCAGCGCCAGUACCUGGACUGCAGGGUCAAGGGCAUUGGUGUCCCUGAAAACUCCCACGACGGUACUCCUGGACAAAGAUAAAAAUUUCCAUUCCUUUGGUUACGAAGCUGAGGACUACUACUCCCAGUUAGCGGAAGAUGAUGACCAUGGUGAUUGGUACUAUUUCCGUAGGUUUAAGAUGAUGCUGUACGGCAAGGAGGGAAAGGGAGGACUGACAAGGAAUAUCCCGUUGAAAGACAUCCGGGAUAAGGAACUUCCUGCUCUGAAAGUCUUCUCCGAGGCGAUCAAGUAUCUGAAGGGUCAUUUACUGAAGGCCCUGGAGAAGAGAGCUACAGAUGUGAAGGACACAGACAUUGAAUGGGUACUAACAGUCCCUGCUAUCUGGAAUGAUCCAGCCAAACAGUUCAUGCGUGAAGCGGCUGAAGUGGCUGGUAUCAAAAGUGACCAGUUGACCAUUGCGCUGGAGCCGGAAGCUGCCUCACUGUACUGUAAACACCUACCAGUGGAAAAGAUGGGUGGGUCAGAACAAGGCUUCACCUGUUUCUCAAAGGGCAGCAAAUACCUGGUACUGGAUGCUGGAGGUGGAACGGUGGACAUCACUGUGCACAAGGUCCGGGAUGAUGGGACACUGAAGGAGCUGGACCGUGCCAGUGGUGGCGCCUGGGGUGGCACACAAGUGGAUGAAGCCUUCAAACAGAUGAUCAUCAAGAUCGUCGGCAACCCAACCAUGCAACAGUUUUGCCACGAGCAAACUUCAGACUUUGUAGAUAUGUUUAGAGAGUUCGAGACAAAAAAACGAUGCAGUCUUGAAGAUACUUUAUCAAAAAAAGUCACAAUGAAAAUUCCUAUUGCAUUGAAAGAACUUUUUGAGGACGAAACAGAGGAAGAUAUCAAAGACGUUGUCAGGCAAAGUAGUUAUGCUGGCAAACUUGAGUGGAUUGGUGACAAAAUUCGGAUAGCACCAGAUACAUUCCAGUCUUUGUUUAACUGUGCUAUAACGGACACGGUGAGUCACAUUCAGGAUCUUCUCAGCAAACCGUCUUGUGAGGGUACAAAAACUAUCAUCAUGGUCGGGGGGUUCUCAGAGUCCCCUCUCUUACAGAGAGGUAUUCGCGAAGCCUUUCCACAGAUGAGAAUUGUCAUUCCUUACGAGUGUGGCCUUUCCGUUUUGAAAGGGGCUGUGAUAUUUGGACAUCGCCCAAAGACAAUUUCAGCCCGAAAGGCUAAAUGUACUUAUGGCAUUUCCACAAACAAGAAAUUUAAACCAUCAAGACACGAUCAUAGCAAGAAAAAGACCGUGAACGGCGUUGAUUACUGCACAGAACUGUUCGACAAACAUGUGAGAGUGGGCACUACUCUGAAGAUAGGACAGGCCCAGAGCGACCAGAAAUACAACCCCUUAUACGAGAAUCAAACCUGCCUUGAUUUCCCUGUGUACCAGUCCUCUGAAGAGGACCCUGACUACGUCACUGAUGGGAGCUGUACAUACAUGGGCAACAUGUCUGUCACCAUACCAGACACGGCGGUGGGCACCGAUAAAAGUGUCCGGGUCAAGAUGAUCUUUGGUGGCACAGAGUUAAAACUAGAGGCAAUACAAGAAAGCACAGGGAAGGUAACGGAAGCCAAAUUCAACUUUCUAGGAGAUUAAUAUUUGUGAAUAUACAUUGUUAACGACUUUAACAUUAUUUUUCUUAUAUUUUAAUUUGACGUGUUUAAUGAACAUAUCGCCUGUUAAUUGCGUUGGCGGAUGGAAAUGAUUUCAUCAAUACAAAUGUAUAAUAUGCUGAUGUUAUCUUACAAAUAAAAAUAUAGUCUCUUAUCAUAAUUAUAUGUGUUCAUGAUACGGGUUGUUCAGUCUGUGCAUACUAUUAGCUGUACAAAGGUAAUUUCCCGGGCCGACCCGUAUCUGUCAGACACGUCAUAUCCAUUCUCUAUGCGCCAUAUCUGCCCAGCAAGCGCCAUAUCUGUCCAGCAAGCGCCAUAUCUGUUUCACGUCCAUUUGAACAUAAAAACACGUCUCAUUUACUUCUGAUUUCUGUUAUCAUUAAAAAUUGUGAUUACGUUCUCAUCAUUACAAUUGUAAUAUGGCUAUUUCUAUAUCCUUCUUCGUAUUUCACCCGUCGGGCCAUCGGCCCCUCGUACUGGUAUGUUUAUACGGGAAAUGGUAUGGGAUUAAUACGGGAAAUGAUAUGGGGAAUAGUCAUGUGAUAACCUGCACCUAUGCACAAAAUAUGACACUAUAGAAAUGGGCUUACAUGUAGCAAGACAAAGGAUGAUAUCAGAUGUAAAUUGCUUUGUUACUGUAACAUACUUGUUAAAGACUCAUUGAAGAUUCUGUACAUGGUCACAUUCACACUUUCCAUUCAAACAUAUUUUGUACAUCUGUAUUUCCAAUUGGUUUUGAUGUUCAUACAUAAACUUAAGAAACUGGGCAAUACAAUACGGAAAACUGUUUAAUAAAUCAAAGUUUUCUUGUC
Molecule: messenger RNA, 2753 nt
Organism: Mizuhopecten yessoensis (Yesso scallop)
Lineage: Eukaryota; Metazoa; Mollusca; Bivalvia; Pectinida; Pectinidae
Product: heat shock 70 kDa protein 12A-like
Exons: 5
Coding region: 170-1924 (584 amino acids)
Molecular function (GO): ATP binding; ATP-dependent protein folding chaperone
Source: RefSeq, a predicted model, not a curated record